Molecule: messenger RNA, 1263 nt
Organism: Rhodofomes roseus
Lineage: Eukaryota; Fungi; Basidiomycota; Agaricomycetes; Polyporales; Fomitopsidaceae
Product: alpha beta-hydrolase
Exons: 6
Coding region: 1-960 (319 amino acids)
Biological process (GO): lipid metabolic process
Source: RefSeq, a predicted model, not a curated record
AUGCGUUCUCUCGGGCUGUUCAGCGUCCUCGUAGCAUGCGUCGCAUGCGGUGUGGGGGCAGUUCCUCCACCCAUCCAUAAGACGGGUUCUACCGACUUCCUCGAUCCGUCUGCCGUGACUACCUUGACGUCAGCGGACAUAACAACCUUCGAACCCUAUGAGCAGUUUGCGCGAGCAGCGUACUGCUCCUCGAGCAGUGUGGCGGACUGGCUCACAUGCUCUUUAGAGGCCUGCUCUGCGAUCUCGGGCUUCCAGCCCACCGUCACGGGUGGUGACGGGAAUUCCAUACAAUUAUAUUAUGUCGGCUACUGGCCUGCACAAAAUGCGGUAGUCGUCGCACACGAAGGAACUGACCCGACUCAACUGCUCUCCGAUCUAACCGACGUUGACAUACUCCAAGAGAACCUCGACAGCACGCUCUUCCCAGGCGUAUCCUCAGACGUCUGGGUCCAUAGUGGCUUCGCGGAUGAACAUGCGAAGACAGCCAGUGCCGUUCUCAGCGCCGCCACAAGCAUUAUUUCUUCUAAGGGCGCAGAAACUGUGAUAUGCAUUGGCCAUUCUCUUGGUGGCGCUCUUGCGGAAUUGGACGUUGUAUUCUUCAAGCUCCAUCUGCCCUCGACCGUCGCAGUAUUGGGACGCACCUUCGGAACGCCGCGUGUAGGGAACGGUGCUUGGGCAGACCUCGUAAAUUCACUGGUGCCGGACUUCACGCGCAUGAACAACGUCCAGGAUCCGAUCCCCAUAGUCCCCGGUCGUUUUCUAGGCUACCAGCACCCGGAGACUGAGCUCCACGUGGUGUCGGAUUCUGCGGACAAGGUUGUCGCAUGUCCAGGCAACGACGAUGCUACCGACGCAGACUGUACUAUCUCUUCGGUGCCGAACAUCUUUGAGGCUGACAUUUUGGAUCAUCUUGGACCGUAUCCUGGUGGUGUUUACAUGGGAACUAUAUACUGUACUUGACAGGGUUAAUAAGACGCACGGAAGGUUAUGUAUCACGAAUGUACUCACGUUCGUGUAUGUGACGUUGGGCUAAGGAACUUGCGUUGUGCAGAGGACUCAGGGCAUCGAGUCACCAUGACGUCUGGAUACCGCAAAGCCGACACUGUAUCUCAAGCGAAAGAGUAGGCAUGAACUCCUCGGUGUAAAUGAAUCUUACCAAUGCAAUAUGUAUGUCCAUCCUCGAGUCCGAAGCUCGGGGGCCAGUGUCGAGUGGAGACGAUAUCGAACGCGCGUGCUAGGACCAAGCCUGUCCAAGCGCCCAAC